CAGGUCAUGACGCGUUUGACCUAAAGUGAAACAUGCGCAGACACAGAGUCCGAGUUAAGUUACUAAACCUGCGAAUGUGGAAACACAGCAAUGAUAAGUGUUAAUUAUAUUUCUAGAUAGUAGCUUUGGAUUUGUAUUAAAGGAGAGGACAUAGCAGCCGAGGGCAGCUUAACCUCGAUGUUGUCGAAACAAAAUGAUAAAAAACUGGGGUGUCAUCGGGGGUGUAGCUGCUGCGGUUGCAGCUGGAGUCUAUGUUUUGUGGGGUCCAAUUACAGAUAGAAGGAAGAGAAAGAGAGGUAUGGUUCCUGGCUUGUUGAACUUAGGCAACACCUGCUUCCUGAACUCUUUGCUUCAGGGUUUGGCAGCAUGUCCGUCUUUCAUCCGGUGGCUGGAGACGGUAAUAGGAUCGCCUCCAACCCAGUCCUGCAAAGACAACAAGCUUUCAACGACACUGCUCCAGCUACUCAAUGGUCUGUCUAGAGACGAGCCGGGGGAGGAAGACUUGCUCGAUGCCGGGUGCCUCCUGGAAGUUCUCCGCCUGUAUCGGUGGCACAUCAGUUCCUUUGAAGAGCAGGAUUCACAUGAGCUCUUUCAUGUUCUUACGUCUUCUCUGGACGAGGAGCGUGAUCGUCAACCAAAAAUCGUUCCCUUGUUUGACAUGCAGUCCCUCGAGAGCAUUCCUGAUCAAGAUGAGAAAACUAUGACCUGCAGAAGCCGAGCCCCUCUUCAUCCAAUACCAAGUCCAUGGAAGUCUCAGAAUCCUUUUCAUGGUUGUUUAACAAGCAAUAUGUCAUGCAAGCGCUGCGAACAGCAAAGUCCGGUGCGGUACGACUCAUUUGAGAGCCUUUCCCUGUCCAUCCCUUUACCUCAGUGGGGUCGACCUGUCUCUCUAGAUCAGUGUCUUCAACAUUUCAUCUCUUCGGAAACCAUCAAAGAAGUAGAGUGUGAAAACUGCACCAAGCUUCAACAAGGGACCUCAGUGAAUGGUGAAGUGCUUGGAAGCCAGAGGACAACGUUUGUUAAACAGCUAAAACUGGGAAAGCUCCCCCAAUGCCUCUGCAUCCACUUACAAAGACUGACGUGGUCCAACGAGGGCACCCCCAUCAAGAGACCGGAGCAUGUGCAGUUUACAGAGUAUCUCUCGAUGGACCGCUACAAACACAACGCUCACACGCACAGAGGUCAGCGGAUCAAAUGUGCUCUGAAUCCCAAAAAGGCAGAAAAGUCCGAUGAUUCCACGGGGAAGCUCUCCGCUAACGGCGCUGGAGCAGAGCAUGGUAACAACAAUAACAAACCUUUUUCCAACGGAACAUUUUCAUCAGUGUUUCUUCAGUCUCCUGGCUUGAACCCACAGCACGGCUUUACAAAGGAUUUCAGUUCUGCAGAGUACCUUUUCCAGCUCACGGCUGUGCUGGUGCACCACGGCGACAUGCACUCAGGACAUUUCGUGACCUACCGCCGCAGCCCCUGCUCAGCCCGAACCUCUUCGCCCUUCAGCUCCCAGUGGCUCUGGGUGUCCGACGACUCGGUACGAAAAGCCAGCCUCCACGAGGUGCUGUCGUCCAACGCCUACAUGCUCUUCUACGAGAGAGUCCGGAGACUGAACUUCGCUCCACGCUUGGAGGAGUAACACCGAACUUCUGCCUUCUCAGUCUCAGCUGUAUGUGCCGGUUACCGUCAGGAGGAUUAUGACUUUGUGACAAUGACACCAGAGAGGAACGUCGUGCUAGAGUUAUCGUAGUGUUUCUCUUGCAUCAUGGAUCCCAGCAACAUGUUGGAGGUCGUUGAAUGGAGCUUUCUGAAUCAGGGUUGGAAGGGCUGGUGAAGUGAGUUUGAAACUUCAUGUGAAAAAUAAUCAAACACUACAAUAUUUAUUAUUUAAUAAGGUUAAUAUUACGUGAAAGGGCCAGUAAAUGUUCAAACUUGACCAGCCAUACAAUAGAUUACCAUUUCUACCAGAUCUAGCAGCCACUGACUAACCAUCAACCCUGGUUUGAUAUUAAAUCCAUGAGUGGACACGUUGCCCCCUCCAGAGCGGGAUGCUCUCAAACCCAAAGAUUAUGGACCUGCAGGAUGUUUUUGUCAAGUGUCUUUGAUCAUGCAAACUAAAAUACUUUGCUAUUGUUACACUUUUUGUCAUGCAACAUUUUGGCUUCAAUAGGACAAAACAUUUGACAAUAUAGUGCACCGUAGUAACAGUAACAGCCCUGCAAAUCAUUGCUCAUGUGUCAAGUUUACUGAACUCUGGCAUUUCUAUGAUGCCGUACGAUGAUAUUCCUGUUAUUGUGUCCACUGCCUGUACGUUACAUACACAGACGUAGCUAAAUUAAGUAUUCCUGGAGAUGUUAUUUAGAAUUUGUUGCAUUAUAUGAUGUCAAAUAGGAUUCAUUUUUACAUAACUGUGAUUUUCAAAAAGUAAUCAUAGCUAGCAGUGUACGUAAAACUAUUGGAUGAAUGUUUCUAUGGACUUUUUUCAUAAGAGGUUGCAUUUGAUAUUUUUCUAUUUAUCCAAGAGUCCUUACAUUGUCAUGAUUUGCAGAGUUGAGGUCAAAGUGCCAUGUUGUCUUUAAUGGUCGAUAUUUUUAACACAUGAAGCCAUGUGUGCUAAAUAUGAUGCAUCAGAGCCAUCUUGCUGGGUAUUGAUGUUAUACGGUUUAUUAAUAAUUUCAUGCUCUCAGUUAAUAUAACUCCAGGUCUUAGGGUUAUCCUGAAUAUUUCUAAUUCUGUGAAGCUGCCGAUUUGCUCCUACCAAACCAACUAAGUCAGAUGGAUAAAUGGCAUGGUUCAGAACCCCUUUUAAUGUUUGCAAUUUGCACUGAUGUAUAUUCAUGUGAGGGUGUGUGUUUUUGCGUGCAAUCUGUUAAGGUGAUUGUUUUCAGGUAUUAAAACAAUAAACAAAUCAA
This is a messenger RNA of Eleginops maclovinus (Patagonian blennie), 2903 nucleotides long. RefSeq names its product ubiquitin specific peptidase 30 (gene usp30). Gene Ontology annotation, molecular function: cysteine-type deubiquitinase activity. Gene Ontology annotation, biological process: protein deubiquitination. The coding region runs from base 194 to 1630 and encodes 478 amino acids. The record is from RefSeq and is a predicted model, not a curated record. The transcript has 13 exons. Gene Ontology annotation, cellular component: cytosol; nucleus. Lineage: Eukaryota; Metazoa; Chordata; Actinopteri; Perciformes; Eleginopidae.